Arachis duranensis is the source of this 2028-nucleotide messenger RNA. Its product is annotated as replication protein A 70 kDa DNA-binding subunit B-like. Lineage: Eukaryota; Viridiplantae; Streptophyta; Magnoliopsida; Fabales; Fabaceae. Gene Ontology annotation, molecular function: DNA binding. Gene Ontology annotation, cellular component: nucleus. The transcript has 12 exons. Bases 1 to 2028 code for a protein of 675 amino acids. The record is from RefSeq and is a predicted model, not a curated record. Gene Ontology annotation, biological process: DNA recombination; DNA replication; DNA repair.
AUGCUCCCAAACCGUGAAGCUAUUGUUGUCGACAAACUGAUUUCAAAAUACCAAGCUGCGGAGUAUAUUUUGACCCUUCCUAUCAGUUUUGUUCAAAGGGCCUUUGGGAUUAAACCUGAUCAAGUCGACGUUGUCGAUGAUGCUGGUGUGUGUUACAAGGUCCACGUUCGCUCGAAGCCAAGUCGGCCUCGAGAGUGCUAUUUCGCUAAGGGGUGGAGGCCUUUUAGUCAGCACCACAUGCUGCGUACUGGAAGCGCCAUUAGGCUAAUGCAUCUACAAUUCUCUGCAGUUACUCAGCUGCUGGACUCAUAUUUUCUUCUUGUGCUUCUUCGAGACCCAAAUCCAAUCCACCAAAUGGAUCAGAAAUUUGAUUCUGUGAAAGACCUUUCUCUCAUUUCAAAGAAGAACUGGUGCAUUAAAGUAAAAAUUUUGAGGAUGUGGAAGGUUCCGUCAUAUGAAAAGAGCUACUCGCAACCUUCAAUGGAGUUGGUUGUCAUUGACAAAGAUGGAACUCAGAUCCAUUUUUUCAUCCGGUCUGUCCAUUAUCGACUUUUUGAACCUAUCCUUGAGGAGGGAAAGGUGUUUGUUGUGGGCAACUUCGCAAUGGACUCAAACACACAGAAAUACAGACCUACCAAGCAUAGCAUGCGGAUCAUAUUUAAGAGGGACACAUUGGUGUCUGGUGCUGAUGACAUGGAUAUUCCAAUUGAGUCAUUUGAUUUCGUGGCAACCAAGGAAAUCUUAUCAUCCGUUAAGGAUGACUUAUAUCUUAUUGAUUUUGUUGGUCUACUGUCCACAAAGAGUGAGUUGAUUCCUUUUGAAUAUAGGAAUCGGAAGUCACAUUACAUGAAAAUCGAGCUUGAUGAUCUAAGUGGCAGUGAGAAACUUUCAUGCACCUUGUGGGAAAAUUAUGCCUCUGAAUUGAUAACUCUUCUUGAUGCGAACAAGGCCACUGAAUUUAUAAUUGUGCUCCAAUUUGCCAAGAUGAAGUUCUACAAUGGUGUUAUGACUAUAACCAACACAAACUACACCACAAGGCUCAUGGUUAAUGCUGAUCUUGAAGUGGUUAAGAAAUUCCGUCAAAAGCUGAUUCGACUUGGUAGCAAGCACAGCACCAGCGUUGAAGUUAUUGGCCGGGUAGUGAGGCAUUCUCCAUCUGAAGAUUUUCUCAGCCUUACCCCUUAUGCUACCAUACAUCAAAUAAAGGAAACUCUUGAGAAAUCAACCUUUGUCACAUGUGGAACGGUAAUUGACAUUGACAGGGAUCAUGCAUGGUGGUACAAGGCUUGCAGGCAAUGCACCCAGGGACUGGAAGCACUUACUAACCAAUUUUAUUGUGCAAAGUGCGAUGUUUACUCUACAAUUUUUGCCCCCAGGUUCUGCAUUCAGGUUUGUGUUGGUGAUGAGUCAGAUACCGCAACUUUUGUUCUAUUUGAGAAUUGUGCGUCAAAGUUCUUAGGUCUAACUGCCGCUGAGAUCCGCACCAGACUGCUUGCUAGGCUGCCAACUUACUGGCUUCUUCUGUUCAACAACCAGGGAUAUGGAAGAGACCAUUUCCCAAAUGAGCUUAAUACACUGAUUGGGAGGACACUUCUGUUCAAGCUUACUGUUAGGCAUGAUAGCUUAAAUAAAUUUCAGCAGUGCGUGAUUACCGUUUCAAGGAUAUGUUCUGACCCAGACAUUAUCUCCUCACUUGCUUUAGAAAAGAACAUUAAAUUGGUGUGUGUCGUUGAGUGCUCCACAGAGGACUUUCAAUUACCAUUGCUUAUUCAAAUCAAUGACUUGGUUGGGUCUGAGAGCAUACUCGGCGUCCCUGGAUCCACCACCACUCCGAGUCCCAAUUCUGAUGCAGUUUCUGGUCACGGGGCUGCCCACGUGGUUACACAUACUCCUGUUAAGCGGGUUUGCAUUAGAUCCGGUGGCGACUUCUCAUCCCGUGCCACACCCUCUGCCUCCAAGAGUCUCCUCCCUGCCUUUGAGAGCUGCGUCCCAGGGAAUGUCACCAACCCUGAUGCAGGGGACAUAUGA